This is a messenger RNA of Trypanosoma rangeli, 1278 nucleotides long. RefSeq names its product inositol polyphosphate 1-phosphatase. The transcript has a single exon. NCBI's taxonomy places the organism in Eukaryota, Euglenozoa, Kinetoplastea, Trypanosomatida, Trypanosomatidae. The record is from RefSeq and is a predicted model, not a curated record. The coding region runs from base 1 to 1278 and encodes 425 amino acids.
AUGUGGUUCUGCAACUUUUCGCCCAUGCUGCUGAUUUUUCCCCUUGUCUCUCCCUGCCGCUUUAAAGGAGGUUGUAGUAGCGACACUGCGGCACUGAAGUACUCACUAAGGCGGGUCAUGGUGUAUGUGGAUCUUUUUCAUCUGCUCACAGUGUGCGUGAGAGGGGCGCUGGCGGCCCAGCGGUACAUCGUGCUGGAGUUACUAAAGGUUCAGGACCUCGACACGCAGCAGCCCACGGUUGCCAUCAUGGAUCAGGACUCACAAACAAAGAAGACUCUGAUGGCCUCACUGCACCGCGCGGUGACAGUGAAAGUCAAGGGACACUUCUACCACAAGAACGGCGACGCUGCUACUGACCUGGUAACCACGGCAGAUCUCGUGACGCAGGCCGUCAUCGAACAAGUUCUGGGGGAUGCAUUUCCUGACAUGCCCUUUACCAUUGUUGGCGAGGAAGAGCCGGCAAGCCGUACCGUGAAAUUUAUGGCGGCAUACUGUGUGGAAAAGUACUACAAGGGGCUCACUGCAAUUCCGUAUCAGAGCGAGCUUGAGGCCCACGUACGCUGCACGAGGAGUCAGGUGAGUGCUGCAUCAUGGAGGGAGCUGCGCGAGAGGGUCGGUGUGUUCGUUGACCCCGUUGACGGGACAAACUGCUUUGUUGAGGGACUGUGGGAUGUGCCUCUGACGCUUGUGGGUCUCACACUUGACGGGGCACCGGUCGCCGGGGUGGUGAACCGCGUCUUUCGCUUCAGCUUGGAUCAAAUGACUUCUAACAGCAGCAGCACAAGCCUCUCGUAUGUGUGGAACUUGGGCCCCGGUAUACCCUUCAUUGUGCAUGAGGGUCAGCGUGUAGCACCGGAUGUUGCUGCAAAACCUGCUGCUGCAGGCAGCGUGCUGCGUGUGGCCAACUCCAGUACAACGGACAGCAGCUACUUUGUCCGCGUGGUUUCGAAGCUUGCCCCCAUCGAGCAGCGUGAAGCAAGGGGUGCGGGCAACAAACUGUUGUUUCUUGUCUCAUCGAUGCUUGCGGGGUCGUCAACUACGCAGAGUUGCGACGUGUUCAUCUCACCAGAAGACACCAUCAAGAAGUGGGAUACGUGUGCGCCCCAUGCGUUUGUCCUGGCGCUGGGCGGGGAGCUGCACACACUUCGCGGCGAGCUGGUGCGAUACCCGGUGCGUGGGGGAGAGCGAGCUCGGCUUCCCGCUGGUGUUCUGGGCGUCUCACGUUGCUCUAAAUUUGAAGUUAUGCGGCGCCUGGGUUGGCUUUCCUCGUCCCUUUAA